Messenger RNA from Pleurotus ostreatus (oyster mushroom), 807 nucleotides. RefSeq names its product replication factor A protein 2. The record is from RefSeq and is a predicted model, not a curated record. Gene Ontology annotation, biological process: DNA replication; double-strand break repair via homologous recombination; nucleotide-excision repair. Bases 1 to 807 code for a protein of 268 amino acids. Gene Ontology annotation, cellular component: chromosome, telomeric region; site of double-strand break; nucleus. The transcript is spliced from 7 exons. Gene Ontology annotation, molecular function: DNA binding. Lineage: Eukaryota; Fungi; Basidiomycota; Agaricomycetes; Agaricales; Pleurotaceae.
AUGAGUCAAAGCGAAUACUACGGUGGCGGUGGCGGUUACAUCCAAGGCGCAUCACCAUUCAGUGCUGGAGGUAGCCCGGGCGGCAUCAGAAAAACUGAAAUCUCCCACUCAUUACGACCAGUCACUGUUGGGCAACUUGUAAGGGCAACACAGGCUCAUACGGAUGCAGAAUGGGUGAUAGGCAAUACAGAGAUUGGUCAAAUAUCACUAGUAGCCUCGGUGGUAUCUAUCCAGGCGCAGGCAACUAAUUGCGUGUACGUACUCGACGACGGAUCAGGUCGGAUUGAGGCUCGCCAUUGGAUUGACGCGAACGAAGAGUUGGGAAACAAGUUCGAAGGGAUCGAGGAAAACACAUACGUUCGCGUAACAGGGGGUCUCAAAGUGUUUGGAACGAAGCGAUAUGUCAACGCAACCCACAUCCAUCCAUGCAAAGACCCUCAUGAAAUAAUGUUCCAUACCUGUGAAGCUAUGUUCGCAAACAUUGUCUUCGAACGGGGACCACCCCCAAGGCCAGGCCAGGCCAAUCAACCCGGAGCCGGUGGCUCUGGUACAGCAGGUUCAUCGGCCUAUGCAAACCAAUCUACGUCUGCCACCGACACCGAGUAUUCGCACCUGCCCCCAGUUCAAAGGAAAAUAGUACAAUUCAUCCUUUCACAGCCCCCAAAUCACGAUGGUGUCCAUAUCGCUGCCAUUGCUCGUGCGAUUGGUGGGAAUGCUGCGGAGAUUAGCGAAGCCGUCGACCGAUUGAUGGACGAUGGGUUGCUAUUCAGUACGAUCGACGAGUCCCAUUUCAAUGUUGCUCGCUAG